AUGUCAGUGAGGAACAUGUAUUUGCCACGUCGUUUGCGUCACGAUAAUAAUGGAAUAGUAAUUCCUUGGACGGUUGGAGUUGGAUCGAAUGAUGGCAUGGUUUUUUGACCCGUUUUGCCACCGUUUUAGAUGAACACCGAAGAAAUAUUACGAGACUGGUGGUGGCAAGUUACCUCCAACUAUGGAUUAUAACGGUGAAUGAUCAAGAACUGCAAAUUUGAUCAAUUCCUGGAACUUGGAAGACGAUUAUGACUUUCAAUUUACGCCUUUAGGUCCCUUGAAGGCAGUUGCCAGUUGGUAUUGAAUACCUUAUACCAGUUCUUAUCAUCACCUGGAAUCUGCUCAAUAUUUGUCAUCAAUGGACAAGAUGAGGCCACCUUUGUUUUCUUCUCCAACUCUUUCCUAUAAGGUUGGAUCUUCUACUAUGAGAAUUCAGACCAAGUUUGUCACAGCCGUUGCUCUCAUUGGAGUUGGUGUUUUGCUUCUUCUGUAUGUUUUGGUGCCGUCAUCACGCACCACAGACUACCAUUACCAUUCACCUCUUCAAUCUCUGAAUUCUUAUUAUCUGAGCAAGUCAUCUAAUGGUUUUGGUGACAAGAUGCAAUUAAAACAUGAAAAUUCAGCUGAUGUUGCUGGAACCAGUCAUUCUCCAUCUCAUUGUGUUCCCACACCUUAUAACAGCACCUACCCUUUCACGAAGACUGUAGUUCUGGAGAAGCGCGGUGUAAUGCGGUACAGAAUUGCUGUGGUUGCUGACCUAGACACUGACAGUAAAGACACUGUGGAAAACCACACUUGGAAUAGUUUCAUUAGAAAGGGAUACCUUGAACUUCACCGAGAAUACAGAAGCGCCGAAGUGUCUUGGGACGCUGACGUAAUCAAAGUAUCGUCGAAAUUGAGCUACGGCGGCCGUGGUCUAGAGUUGAGCGAGCUGGUGGUGUUCAACGGGCGCGUGUACAGCGUGGAUGACAGGACGGGCGUUGUGUACCGCCUCGACCCUGUCACACAUGGCAUUGUGCCUUACGUUGUGCUCACCGACGGUGAUGGCAACAGCGAGAAAGGUUUCAAGAGCGAGUGGGCGACUGUGAAGGACGAGGUGCUGUACAUCGGAGGGCUGGGCAAGGAAUGGACCACCAGCACCGGAGAGAUGAUCAACCACAACCCACAGUGGAUCAAGACCAUCAAUUCUCAGGGACAAGUGCACAACCACAACUGGACUGAGCGUUACAUUCAGCUGCGUAAAGCUGUUGGCAUAGAAUUUCCUGGUUACAUGAUCCACGAGGCAGUGUCAUGGUCACCUCACCGCCGGGAAUGGGUGUUCCUACCACGCAGGGCGAGCCCCCAGCCCUACGACGAGAAGACUGACGAGCGACGGGGCACAAACCUCAUGCUCACCGCGUCCGAAGACUUCACUCGUAUUACCCACGCCACCGUCGGCGAAGUCAUCGACACGCACGGCUUCUCCAGCUUCAAAUUCGUACCAAACACGCGCGAUGAAAUUAUUUUAGCUGUGAAGUCUGAAGAGGUGGAUGGGAGAACGUCUUCCUACAUCAUGGUAUUCGAUAUAAAAGGGCGUAUUAUUAUGCCGGAAACUAAAAUUGAUGAACAUAAGUAUGAAGGGGUAGAAUUUUUUUAACAAUGAUGAGCCUUCUAGUCUAUUAUGGUUUUAAUAAUUUCAAUAUCACGCGUUUUCAUUAGCUAAUGCGUGUUUCUCUAUUUAUUCUGUUAUUUAUGUAUUAUGCUAAUCGCAUUUUCAUAAUGCCCUGCUUCUACCAAACUCUGAUGAGUGAAUCUUUAGUUUCCGAAAAAAUUUGGCGGUAUCUUAAAACUCAAUAUCACCGGAUCAUAGAUAAAUUUGUGAUUAUUACUCUAAUUUGUACCCACUGAAUCCGUAUUUUAUUUUAGGUCAAAGUUUUCAUAGAGUAGAAUCGAAGUGUCGAUCAAAUUUUUAGUGUCAAAUAGAAGUCAAAGAAGAAGUGUCAAAUAUGUAGAAGUCAAAUUUUUGUGCACUAAGUUAUUGGAUCGUGCAAUAAAUUAUAUUAUAGCUUGCCGGCUUGCGCCUGAUGUCUUGGAAUGAGCAUUUGUUGUGCAAGUGUUUGCGCUUUAGCGGUCGAAUAUUUUGUCAUGCUGGUCCACAAUGUUAUCGCUGACAUUUGUUGUUGUGUCAAAUUUGCGCUCUUGUGUACCAAAAAUUCGACUUUAAGCACUCGGAAUUAUCGAGAUGGUUUAGCAAUGGUUUUUUAAGCGGGAGAAUGGGAAAUAAUUUAUUGAAAUAGACUUUUGAAUUGUUUUAUAUAAAUAGACU
Molecule: messenger RNA, 2305 nt
Organism: Hyalella azteca
Lineage: Eukaryota; Metazoa; Arthropoda; Malacostraca; Amphipoda; Hyalellidae
Product: soluble calcium-activated nucleotidase 1
Exons: 7
Coding region: 359-1636 (425 amino acids)
Biological process (GO): proteoglycan biosynthetic process
Molecular function (GO): calcium ion binding; UDP phosphatase activity; GDP phosphatase activity
Source: RefSeq, a predicted model, not a curated record